AUGAUUACCCUUACCACCGACGCGCGCAUUCGAACCCCUAUCGCCGCCACGGAGUCAACCUCGAAUCCCGCAACUUCUCAAGCAGUACCGCAGCAGGAUCACGAGACUCUGCGGCGCCUGGUCGGCAAUGCUUCUCAUCCACGACCUCGCAUGGACUGCGAUCCUGGCAGUCAGUACUGGUCAGUUCGGGACUUUUCUACUGGAGGAUAA
Fusarium subglutinans is the source of this 210-nucleotide messenger RNA. RefSeq lists its product as uncharacterized. The transcript has 2 exons. The record is from RefSeq and is a predicted model, not a curated record. Bases 1 to 210 code for a protein of 69 amino acids. NCBI's taxonomy places the organism in Eukaryota, Fungi, Ascomycota, Sordariomycetes, Hypocreales, Nectriaceae.